CGACAUGUUCUGUUUGUGUUUAAGAAGGAAGCAGAGCGACAGGAUGAGACUCAUGUAGCUGGCUCAGCUAACUGUUAGCCAGCUGCUAACCUGAGCUGUGUUUGUUACACAGCAGAAAUGGCUUUCUAGUUUGGUCUCACUCGGCUGGAAAACGAGAGGCUGAGCGCUCAGUCAACUGGACAGUGGAGGAGACUCAGGUGCUGCUGUGCGCCUGGAGCGACGAGCGCGUCCAAAAGAGUUUGGCAGAAAACCUUCGCAACCGCCAUGUCUUCAAACACCUCUCUGCCCGCAUGAGCGAAAUGGGUUUCUCUCGUAGUCCACACCAGUGCAGGUUGCGGGUCAAAACUCUGAAGGCUAACUACGUGAGAGCCAAACUACAGAGGAGCGUCGACAGCUCGCAGCCUUGCACUUUCAAAUACUUUGCAGACAUGGACGCUGUGCUGGGCCGGAGGUCAGCGGCUGGGGAAGGAGGGCCCUAUUUUGUUUCUCAAGAGCGGAUGGCAGAACGCCACCUUGACUCCACUGACAGGAGAGGAAGUAUUCCUGCAGAUUUAAAUUCUCAUACAGAGAUCAGUGGGCACCAUUUUGGUUCCUCUGGGAGGACAGGAAGACAACGCUUGAGCUCUCUGGAGGAGGUAGGAGGCCGUCAGUCCUGGCAGCUGGAUUCUGAAGUCAAGUUGGAGGACUUAGAAGAUUCAACGGAUGAGUUUGAGUUCAGCAGUACAGGAUUCCCACAGCAUCCGAGAGACAGACGGCAUGACGCUUACCUGGAAUCACCCAUCCAUCGAGAAAUUACGGGUACACUCGUGGAUAACAGCUUGAGCACUCCUUCCCCACACGUAGCACCACCUCCGGCUGGUCCUUCUCCUCCCCCUCUCACCCAAUCCGCUGCUUCUCCACUGCCCGCACCCACAGAUCCAAGCCCCAACCCCCUGCCCACCUCUGGCCACCACCACCACUCUGAAUCCACCUGCCUGGAGCCGGCACUUAAGCACCUGUCCGAGUGCUUCCAGCGGCUUGUGUCCGAGACCCGGGGCCUGAUGGUGCAGCUGGAGAGCCAGCGGCAGGAGCAGGCCCACUGGCAUCAGGAGCUCCUGUCCCAGUGGCUGCAGAGGGAGGAGCGCCGGCAGAGGGAGGCGGCUGAAAGAGAGGAGAGGAGGGAGAAAGCUCGCAUGGAGCAUGAGAUCAGAGUCCUGGAGCUCCUUACCAGUCUAGCCCGAGAACAAGGGUGUAAAUGUGGAGGCAGUAAGACAGCGGCAGAGAUGCCAGCUGGUCCAAAUCAUACCAUGAACACAGGUGGCAAUUAGGAUGCCCUCACACUGAAGACUUUUACAGUGGUUAACCCAAAGUGUGGAAUUCAAGCUCAGGUGGAACCAAAUAACAGCACUGACAAUGCAAAGAGCCACAGUCAGGGUGGCUUUGUUUAGGCCUUAAAGAUGAGUGCUAUGGAGUGAAACUUUAAAUGAUUCAAAUGCAAGAAAAGACCCCCUCCAACAAAUCAUACUGUUUGUGAGUUAAAGAAGAUGAUUAUUGAAUAACAGGAAGUGGUCAGUUGCAAAAAUUUACCAAGAGAAUUUACAGUUGAAGUGUUUGUUUGUAAGGGGAUUUCUUAGGUGACUUACCAAAUGUUAUCAAACUGUUUCACGCACUUUUGUUUAAAUUAAAAAAUUUAAAAAAUAAAUAUUUCUAACCUGGUUUCUAUUUUUAACUGGAAUAUGUUGGUCAACAGUUUGGCUUUUUGUUAUAAAAACGAUAAUCCCCUUCUGUCCUGAUUCUGUCUUGUUAUUGUCCCCUUUAUGUUGUAUGAAUUCAACAGGUGUCCAAUUCUUACAUAUUGCACCUUUUCAUUUAUUUUUUUACCAGUUUUAUUUAGAUAUUUAGGACGAAUCUAAAUAUGUUUGGCAGUAAUUUAAGACAUUGAUUUUCAAGAAUUUAAGAUAUUAACAAAUAUGGUAUACAGAUGAUACAUUUUACAACAAACUGUUGGUAUGUGAAUUAUCUCCAAAAUGCAUUACAAAAAAAGAUCUCUGUCAGGAGAUUGGUGUGACAUACUGUUUAUGACAAAUGCAUUUUUAUUACAUAAAGAACAGAGACAGAUGCUUGAAAUAUCCACAUAGGGUGGAGAUUGGAUCAGUCACAGAUAUGACGUCAGUUGGUAUUAUAUUUUUCAGGAUGUUUGUCCGAGUGUCCUCAGGCGAGACGCUGGACUGUGACCUUAGUGCCACAGUCAAACGGGAAACAACAUCUUACUGUAAAUUCCUGAUGCCUAUCUCCAGCACUUGUGUGUUGGGAGCUAUAUGGGGAAUGUAGCACAAACACAAAGUCAGUGUUUGUUUCCCUACAGGAACAUUUCAAAUCCAGCACAUCAGCCUAGACGUCUCGCUUGCAUAACAGACCUUUAGCACAGUUUUGAUAAGCCGGACAGGCUCCGUCUCCUUGAGAGUAGAGCAUCAUAUGUUUUUACCACAUGUGGACAUUUUGCGCCUUUUUCAUGUAAAUUAUAUUUUUUGAUGUUAAAGCUCUAUCCCUUAUUGUUUUAAGCUUCAUCAAACUAGCUACACAACAAUAUCUCUUCUGUCAGAUGUUUUUUUUUCUUUCUGCUUUACACUCACACUUACAGGAAUCCAAUUUAUUAAACCUCCAGGCUGUGGCUGCCCCAUGCUGAUUGUUACCUGAAUAGACAAACUGGAAAUCCUUCACUCAGCCAUUGAACACAGGCUGCCCUGAAGGGACAGAGUGUGAAUGAGCUGAAUUGGUAAAGUCCCACUUCCCAGUCCUUUCGAACCACUGAAAUCAGACUGAUCAAGCUGGUAUCCGUUCUACAGACACAGAAGUACGUAGGAUACGUCUGGUCAUAUUCUACUUUUCUUUUGUUUUCUUUAACAUAUCCCAACAAAAAGACCAAAACCAACACUAUAUGUAAUAGUGUUAUCUCAUGACAAUGAAAGCACACAGCUGCAUUUAUUUUGACUCAGCCCCACUUACGAUGUUCCGCUGAUCCAAUGACCAGAGCGCCAAAUGUGCAAUAUAUUAAUCCACCACUGAAAAUAGUCCCCAAUAAAUGCACUAUUUUCUCCUGGUUGAGUACCAUUUGGCAAAACUCUACAGGGCCCAGCGGGUUCAGAACAUGACUGAGCUGGGAGCCAGAGACAAGAUGGGCAAAGCAAAAAAUACUAAGAGACAAAAAAAGUUGGCUUUGGUCUUUUCAUUGGAUUAGAUGACAUCAUCGGUCACAUCAUCAUGAUUUUAGUACAUUUUUUAUUUUGUGAAAAUAAAUAUUUUAAUGCAAAAGCGAUGAUUAUUUCGCAAUCGCCGUAUCUGUCAAAAUAAUCACAGUAUCCAGCAAAAAGCCUUUUGUUGCUCAUGUUCUUCUUCAUGUUGUUGCCUUUAAAUGCCAGUAAUUUGUGAAUAAAAAUCCACUACUUUGUUA
Acanthopagrus latus (yellowfin seabream) is the source of this 3430-nucleotide messenger RNA. RefSeq lists its product as uncharacterized. The coding region runs from base 291 to 1307 and encodes 338 amino acids. The transcript has 3 exons. The record is from RefSeq and is a predicted model, not a curated record. Lineage: Eukaryota; Metazoa; Chordata; Actinopteri; Spariformes; Sparidae.